This is a messenger RNA of Homalodisca vitripennis (glassy-winged sharpshooter), 537 nucleotides long. It is a transcript of the gene mge, whose product is annotated as mitochondrial import receptor subunit TOM22 homolog. The transcript is spliced from 3 exons. Gene Ontology annotation, cellular component: mitochondrial outer membrane. Gene Ontology annotation, biological process: intracellular protein transport. The coding region runs from base 160 to 519 and encodes 119 amino acids. Lineage: Eukaryota; Metazoa; Arthropoda; Insecta; Hemiptera; Cicadellidae. The record is from RefSeq and is a predicted model, not a curated record.
UGAUUUUUCUCAGUUCUCGGGUCUCACAUAUCAAUGUAAGGUUUUUUUAUGUAUUGUCGUACUGGAAAUGCUAGGUUACCCCAUAACUUUUAGAUAUUGCCGGUUUGUUGUGAUUUAGAAAUUCGUUACUGUAUCAUUACUUUUUGUAAUUAAUACCUUAUGGCUACAGAACCUAAAGACAGUGGAAUGGCGUCUUUGGACGAAAGCAGUAGAGAUGUAACCCCCGAGAAACCUAAGGCUAUUGUUGCUGAAGAGGAUGAUGAUGAUGAGGAUAUUGAUGAAACAUUCACAGAACGACUCUUUGGUUUGACAGAGAUGUUCCCUGAACCUGUAGUAAACUUCACUGUUUCUGUAGCGAGAACCACUAAAGCUGGAAUUAAAGGAUUUUACAAUCUAUCAAGGAAUGCACUGUGGAUAGCUGCAAGUUCAUCACUCAUAUUGUUUGGACCACUCUUAUUUGAAGUUGAACGAGCACAACUAGAGGAAUCUCAGCGAAGCCAGCAGAAACAGGUAUUUUAGUGUUCCGAUAGAGACAUG